Molecule: messenger RNA, 1133 nt
Organism: Microplitis mediator
Lineage: Eukaryota; Metazoa; Arthropoda; Insecta; Hymenoptera; Braconidae
Exons: 3
Coding region: 228-701 (157 amino acids)
Source: RefSeq, a predicted model, not a curated record
UUGAACAUGAUUUUGAUUUAAAAUAUUCUGAUCAGAAACAUGCAUUUUCGGAAAAUUGGCCUACGGUUCGAAACCAACUUAAAUAUUUAUUUUCCGGACCUAGAAGGCCAAAGGAAGCAGAACUCCUAAACAUAGCACUAAGAUUAAAUACACUUCAAGAAGAUGCUUUAGACUUAGCGAUAUUCUUUCUUUUAUCGGCUGCUUUUCCCAAGCCUAGAUAUGUUUCGAUGAAAGAUGACCAAAAUACGUCUAAAAAACGGAAAAAAAAUCAGAAAGAUAAAUCCACUGUAACUCCUACUGGAAAAGGGUGGAAUCCGACAAAACCUGAAGCACGUGGAGGAUUUAUUUUUCAUGUCCAGACAUCCAAUGACGUCCACACUAGCUUGAAACAGCUCCAAAAUACGCUAGAAACGUAUAAACUUCCGCUUCAACCAAGGCCCAUUGUUGUUGGGCCCAUUGACAACAUCGUUUCAUAUCAUAUUUUUAUUAAUGAAGUGCAAUAUGAUUUUGAAACGAGUGCCCGUGCUAUUGAAGUAGCAUUCAAAACCUAUUAUUCAUUAAAUGCGCACUACCCUCUUGGAGCAAAGGCUCCUUGGCUAUUUAUUGAGAGAGCGGUGUUUAAACUAAAUGCAAAACACGAACAUCCAGUUCCUGUCUCAGUCACAUCUUUCAUUGGUGACCUGAAUAUCAACUUUAACUAAAAGAUUUUAUGGUAUUUUUACAUAUCUACGUAUUUUAAGUUAUAGGGAUAGUUUUACUCAUAGUUUUAUGAGUAUUUUUUUAAAAUGUCGUUUGUGUGUACAUGUUCAAAAAUAUUUGCUUACUAGUCCAGUCGAGUUAGGUCCAAAAAGUAACUCUUGCUGGUGAUAAUUCCUGGCCGACUAAUUUUUUCACAGAAUGAUUCAGAAUAUGCUAAAACUACGACAACCGAAAAAAUCUACACAAAAAGUGCGUCGCAAAUAUGUUUUUUUAUAACAAAAUGGUCAAAAUUCCGGUUUAACGCAAAUAUCUAACAAACUAUAGCACAUGGAUAAAAAAACCCUUUAUAAAACUUGAAGAAAAAAAAAUAAUGAAUAAAAUGAGCCCUCAUUUAAGUUCCUACGAGCUGGAAUUUGUAAAUUAUUUAAAUGUUA